This is a messenger RNA of Candidozyma auris, 891 nucleotides long. Its product is annotated as dihydrodipicolinate synthase family protein. The transcript has a single exon. Gene Ontology annotation, cellular component: cytosol. NCBI's taxonomy places the organism in Eukaryota, Fungi, Ascomycota, Pichiomycetes, Serinales, Metschnikowiaceae. Gene Ontology annotation, biological process: N-acetylneuraminate catabolic process. Gene Ontology annotation, molecular function: N-acetylneuraminate lyase activity. The coding region runs from base 1 to 891 and encodes 296 amino acids. The record is from RefSeq and is a predicted model, not a curated record.
AUGGUCCACAAGAAGAUCGAGGGAAUCAUCGCUGCCGUUCCUACACCACUCACUGCUGAUGCAAAGGCAGUGGACUUGGAGAACAUAAAGGCUCAGGUCGAACGUUUGGCUGAAGCCGGUAUCCAUGGAAUUGUUACCACCGGUACCACUGGUGAGUUUCCAGCUCUCUCGCUUGAGGAGCACAAGAGUGUUAUCAAGGCAUACGUUGACGCAGUCGCAGGAAGGUUCCCUGUGAUUGCUGGUCUUGGCUUCAACAGCACUCAGUUGGCCAUUGAGAUGGCUCAGUACUCUGAAAAAGUCGGUGCUGACGCUUGCAUGAUUGUCCCACCAUUCUACGAUCCUCUCCCAUUCAAGGCUCUCUACAAGUUCUUUGAGGACGUGUGUGGGUCCAUCUCGAUUCCCGUUAUGUACUACAAUUUGCCUGGUGCUACUGGAGUCCACCUCACAGCCGAGCAAUUCAGAGAGCUCUCCAAGAUCAAGGGAUUUGACUACAUGAAGGACACUUCAGGUAACGCCAAGGAGUUGGGUGACCUUUUGACUAACCCUCCAGACGGGCUCCAGCCAUUCAAUGGUUGGGACACCCUUACUUUCUUCGCUAUGUCCCACGGUGCUAGGGCGAGUGUCUGGGGAGUGGCAUCCAUCGUGCCCAAAGAGUGUGUCGAGUUGUGGAACACCUUCACCAAGGAGAAAAACUUGGAGAAAGCCAGAGAGCAGUGGAAGUUCCUCUGGGAGGUAAGUGACUUCCUCGAGAGCGUUUGUUACCCAACAGGUAUCAAGGCCGGUCUUGAGAUUAUUGGCCAUCCAGCAGGCCCAGUUAGGGCACCCACAUUGCCAUUGGAGCAGAAGGAUUACGACAGGUUGAAGAAGAUUCUUUCCAAGAGAAAGUAUUAA